Molecule: messenger RNA, 2784 nt
Organism: Truncatella angustata
Lineage: Eukaryota; Fungi; Ascomycota; Sordariomycetes; Amphisphaeriales; Sporocadaceae
Exons: 1
Coding region: 1-2784 (927 amino acids)
Source: RefSeq, a predicted model, not a curated record
AUGCGUUCUUUGGCUAGCCUUUUUGCCGCCUGUGGCCUUAUCAGCCAAGUACUCUCGCAGACUUCCUCAAACAGUACAACCGGCAGCGGUGUGUCUGUUCGGUGGCUCGAGGGCACUCCUUCCUCAAACCUCGGAACUACCUUUGGCCUGCCGUGGGCUCGUGGCGAAUAUCCUGCAGAUACCACAACUUUCACUGGAGCUACUGCAGACGGUGACGCGGUUCAAUUGCAGUCAUGGAUCACGGCGUACUGGCCGGACAACUCGAUCAAGUGGACAGGUCACGCCAUUGCAGCGACAGAUUCUGUAGCUGACGAGUAUGUCAUCUCGCCAUCCAGCACCGGAAGUAACUCUACCAACGGCACUUAUCCCAAGUCUUCCAAGCUGCGAAGACAAUUAACUUCAUUGGCUACUGAGUCUGACAGCGACAUCGUUGUGAACACCGGCAAAAUCACUGCAGUUUUUCAGAAAUCAGGCUCAGCACUCAUUAGCUCUAUUAAGACGUCUAGUGGCAAGGUCAUUGGCCAGAACGGUGUCUUGGUUUUGCAAUCCCAGACAUCAAUUGUCGAGGAUGAUGAAGCAGGCAGUCAACCUGAGAGACUACUGUUCCAGAGCGAGAUUGAAGAAGCUACCGUAAGCGAAGACAGCUCUGCACGAGCCCUGGUGACGGUUAAGGGCAAACACCAGCUUGUUUCGGGAGGCCAGCACGAUCCCUGGCUCCAGUUCACCCUUCGCUUCUACCUUUACGCGAAUUCGGACGCAAUCAAACUUGUCCACACCAUCAUAUUCGAUGGCGACCAGGAAACAGAUUUUAUUACUGGCCUUGGAAUCCGGUUUGAUGUACCCUUGUCUGAUGAGCAAUACAACCGUCAUGUCAGGAUCGCAGGAGUCGAAGGUGGAUUCCUCAAUGAAGCUGUGCAGGGUAUCACUGGCUUGAGGAGAGACCCUGGUGCUGCUGUCCGUGCUGCUCAGGUUGCUGGUCAAGAGUUGCCCGAUGAAUCAACUUGGGACACGCGCGUCACUACCAGAACACAGUGGAUCCCAACAUGGGGCGAUUACAGCCUGUCGCAGCUGUCUCCGGACGGCUUCACACUGAAGAAGCGCACAAAGGCUGGGUACACGUGGGUAAACAUUCCUGGAGGCAAUCGCUCAGAAGGUCUCGCGUACCUCGGUGGUGCUACAGGUGGUGGUCUGGCAGUUGGCCUUCGUGACUUCUGGAAGCGAUACCCAACUGGUCUCGAUAUCAGGAAUGCAGCAAAUGACAUCGGCCAGGUGACUGUUUGGCUGUACAGUCCCUCUGCAGGACCUAUGGAUAACCGAGCUUUUCAUGACGGAAUGGGAGAAGAUACGUAUGCCAAGCAGCUAGAUGCCCUCGAGAUCACCUACGAAGACUGGGAAAGUGGGUACGACACGCCAUAUGGUGUUGCAAGAACAGCUGAGAUAUUCCUGUUCGCAUUCGAUGCCACUCCCUCAUCAGAUACCUUGGUUGAUCUGACUGCAUACACAAAUGCACCACCUUUGCUUGUAGCGGAGCCAGCAUACUUGAAAGAGAGUGAAGCUAUUGGCACUUAUUGGGACCUGCCCGACAACACCACCACAGCUGCCGCGACCAUUGAGAAGCAUCUCGACUUCUUAAUUCAGUUCUACCGCAACCAAGUUGAGCAGCGUAGAUGGUACGGUUUCUGGGACUUUGGUGAUUUCAUGCACACAUACGAUUCCAGCCGGCAUCAGUGGCGGUACGAUGUUGGCGGCUAUGCUUGGGACAACUCAGAACUUUCGCCUGAUCUAUUCUUCUGGAAUCAAUUCCUGCGCACAGGCCGACCUGACGUCUUCCGUUUCGCCGAGGCUCAGGUACGCCACUCCUCUGAGGUCGAUAUCUAUCACAUCGGAAACUUUUCAGGUCUGGGCACACGGCACGGAGUGCUACACUGGGGCGAUAGCGCGAAGCAGAUCCGCAUCUCAACCACAAUUUAUCGACGAGUGUUUUACUACAUCUCCGGCGGCGACGAGAGGAUUGGGGAUGUCAUCCACGGUGUGCUGGAUGCUGAGCAAGCCUUUUAUUUGGUUGAUGCCCGACGUAAGGUCCGCUCCGCAAAUGUCACCUAUGUCCCUGAUAAGGAAGCUCUUUACAUCAAUAUUGGUCUUGACUGGUUUGGGUUGGCAGGUGCCUGGUUACAUGAAUGGGAACGUCGCGGACCCCGGUGGGAAGAAGCAAGGUCCAAACUUUUCAAGGGAUUUGAGACCAUUGUGUCUCUCAAGAAUGGACUAGUCACUGGAGAAGCGUACUACAACUCAACCGAUGGCGCCUUCUCCCCGCCACCAACGGAUCUCGAAAAUGAAGGCAUAGUAGUGGUUUCUCAUCUCGACGGUGUUUUCGGACUCCAGGAGAUAUUCACCCAGAUCAUAGAUCACGUACAAGACGACCUACCGGAUGGUAUCCUGGAUGCUUAUCUUGAUUAUGCCUAUUAUUAUGGUGCCGGAAGUGUUGAGCAAACUGCAAAAUACGGAUCCAGCUUUGGCAGUUUAAGUCUUUACCAAGGUCACUCACGGUUGACAGCCUACGUUGCAUGGAAGACACAGAACGAGACAUUAGCUGCGCGUGCUUGGAAGGAGUUUGAUAAGGAUGGCCUGAUCUCGACGAACCCUUGGAGUACUACCCGCGUAGCUAACAGUUCCGUAUUGGCACCUGUCGAUGAUGGCGGAGAUUGGAUAUCGACGAACUCAGUGGCACUCUAUGGUCUGGCUGCCAUCGAAAACUUGCGAUACAUCAAGGACUACUUGAAGUAA